Messenger RNA from Cuscuta campestris, 872 nucleotides. The record is from the annotation of a GenBank genome assembly. Lineage: Eukaryota; Viridiplantae; Streptophyta; Magnoliopsida; Solanales; Convolvulaceae.
CAUCACAUUUGUUCGGACCUUUUUUUGAUUGGAUAGAAACCUGGGAAAUGAUAUCAAGGAUUAGGUACUUGGGGACAAUGUUGUUUCUUCACAAUUUUCAGAAGGCGUUUAAGGGAUUCCUCUCAAUGACACGCACAGUUCAGUCGUUUCUGUCAAUCCUCACACAACCAUUUGCCGGACCAUUUUCAGAGUUUUUGGAAUUCUUCCUUCCAUUAUGGAACCUAUGUAAUGAAUCAGCAGAGAGUUUAUUUUCAAUAGCAUGGUUAAUUCUGGAGACUUUGUGGAAUCUGGUUGGGAACACUAUCGAGGUCCUACUAUUCCCAUUGUGGUGUAUCCUAUCAGUUUUCGAGACCAUUGGAACAUGCUUUUUGUACCCUUUAUUUUCGAUUCUCUGGGAAAUACUCUGUGCUCCUAUUCGCGUGGUAAUGGGGUGCUCUAGUCUCAUUGCCAGUGCAAGUGCUUUCAUGUAUGAUGUGAUUCUAGAUUUGUGGAUGUUUUCAAGUGGUAUUCUUCGGCUCACUUCAGAGGUCGAGUCCACGGUCGCCUCGGCUGAGGUUUCCAUAUGGCGCUCUCUCUGGAAUGACCUAUUCUCCCAGAUUUUUCGUGCUCUUCGAAGCAUUCUCCACGGUCUUGUUGCCUUCCUCAUGGCAUGCAACCGGCAUCGCUUAAGUAUUUAUAAUCAUACAAAAGAGUUCAUUCAAAGAUUAUCACAACCCCGUGAGAGAGGCCAGCUGACAGUAUACAACGCCAGAGGGCAUAUAUCAGUAACACAGAUGUUGGGAGAGGAGCGUCCUCACAGAAGAAGAGAACAGUAGUCGAAAAAGUCUCAAAAAAUGGUCGUGAAACAAAUGGAAGAAACAGUUCAGUGAAUU